CCGGACCAAAAGCUUCAACGGCUCGCAUCAAGAGUUACGCACAUAAGGACUAGGAAAUACUCAAAGGGUUCCAGACCAAGGCAUUCCUCAUGGCAUAUGCGGCCUCAGCUAUAGCUCCCAUAACUGCCCGCUUCAGAAAGCGCAUCAUACGCGAUCUUAUUGGAAGCACUGCGCUGGGUUUCGGGAUUGGGUACUAUUUUUGGUACGGAGUUCACGUUCGCAAAAUGAGAGAGAUUAGAGAGUAUGAUCAACGCGUUAUGGAGGAGGUUCGACGGGAGUAUGGGGAUUGGGCUGCUGCCACGCCGCCCGUCAAUACAAAGAAGACGGGUGGAUUGAUUCCGUUUGAAAAGGUUGGGGCGAUCCCACUUGAAAGCCCUCCGGACACGAAUGCAGUGAUUCAGGAAGCUGCACAGACGGAGUGAUACUGCAAGAUCCUCUUUCUUUGCUGGUACUGGGAGUUGGCUGGUCGUUAUCCUAACCCUAAGCCGGAAGUGGUAGACGUUAUACGGGUAGUCCUCCAUUAUAACAUCUCAUACAUUAUUCUUUCU
This is a messenger RNA of Spizellomyces punctatus DAOM BR117, 548 nucleotides long. RefSeq lists its product as uncharacterized. Lineage: Eukaryota; Fungi; Chytridiomycota; Chytridiomycetes; Spizellomycetales; Spizellomycetaceae. The transcript is spliced from 2 exons. Bases 90 to 422 code for a protein of 110 amino acids. Gene Ontology annotation, biological process: mitochondrial electron transport, cytochrome c to oxygen. The record is from RefSeq and is a predicted model, not a curated record.